Messenger RNA from Synchiropus splendidus (mandarinfish), 1269 nucleotides. RefSeq names its product progestin and adipoQ receptor family member 4-like. Gene Ontology annotation, molecular function: signaling receptor activity. NCBI's taxonomy places the organism in Eukaryota, Metazoa, Chordata, Actinopteri, Syngnathiformes, Callionymidae. Gene Ontology annotation, cellular component: membrane. The transcript has 3 exons. The record is from RefSeq and is a predicted model, not a curated record. Bases 118 to 933 code for a protein of 271 amino acids.
CUCUGCUGGAGCCGUACCUGUCCAUUAAUGUGCCGCAAGGAGCGGUACUUACAGUCGCGAUCAUGGUCGUGUUCAUCGCUUGGAAUGUAAAGAGUUGAGCGUGUUUGAAGAGCCAGGAUGCUUCAUAAAGGUCCCAGGCUGCUGGAUUUUGCCAAAACUCCACGGCAUCUUCAGUUUAACAAGUAUGUCCUGACGGGUUACCGGCCAGUGUCUACAGCCCAGGAGUGUCUCAGGAGCCUCUUCUAUGUGCACAAUGAGCUUGGCAACAUCUACACUCAUGGAGUCCCCUUCUUCCUGUUUCUGGUGCUGUUGCCCUUCAGUAUCCCGUGGAUGGAGGUGGACUGCGUCUGGAUCUGCGUGGUCCACUACUUGGCCUGUCUCAGUCCCACAAUAGGUUCGGUGGUCUACCAUGUCUUCAUGAACCACAUUGGAGGGGAGCACGUGUACGACACCCUGCUGUCCCUGGACAUGUUUGGGGUCUGCCUUGUCAACACUCUGGGUGCCCUGCCCAUCAUCCAUAUCACCCUCCGCUGUUACCCGACUCUGCAGCAGGCCUCUCUGCUGGUCUACAUCCUCCUGUCAGUCUACGGCAUCUACUGCGCCACCACAGCCCGCACCAACAUCCUGCGCCUGAGAGCGUUCGUGUGGCAGGCCCUCUUCCGCUUCAGCCUCUUCCUGUUCCGCGUCUACGGCAGCGGCGUGGGCAGCCCCAACUCUCUGCGCCUCUUCAUCAUCAUGGACUCCCUGGCGGUGUUGGGAGGACUGGUCAACAUCAUCCAGAUCCCGGAGCGCUUCAGCCCAGGACUGUUCGACAACUGGGGCAACAGUCACCAGAUCAUGCACAUCAUGGUCAUCUGCUCCAUCAUCUACCUGCAUUGGGGCACACUGGAAGACUUGGCCUGGAUCAAGACCUUCCAGUGUCCCACCGAGUGAGUGAGAUUGUAGAACCGGAGCCCAGAAGGUAUUGAGAUUCCACACCAAAGUUUUUUUUAAAUGCACUUUAGUCCUAGUGACUGCUGACAAGACUGGAUUGACUGUUUAAUACUUGCCAAAACUACAUGAAUUAAAUAUCCUGCCUACUUGACAUGAAGACAUUGGAAUGCAGUAGUUGGGAUUCCAGUACCCAUAAGUAGAAUGUAAUAAAUUAUAUUUUUUAUACCUAAUAACGCUCUGCUCCUCUUUUGUUCUCUGGCGGAGAUGACCUCCAACCAACACGGUGACACAGGGCAGAGAGCCUCUCCCACUCUGACACAAUAAUGUGGCAAAAAA